AUGAGCACAGAAGCCAACAACACCGUCACAGCCACCAAUAACGCCUCUCUUGAAGAGCCUUCACCUCCCACGUCCACUAACAAUGCCCAAAAGGACCUGGCCGAGUCUCAAAGUGACACCAAAGACACAUCCGAACAAAACAAGGACAACCAGGACCAGCACAUUCUUAUUCAUGUGGAAGAUCAGCACGAACGUAAACUCACCUUCAAAAUUAAACGAUCAGCUCGGUUAAAGAAAAUUAUGGAGUUAUAUCGCCAAAAGUAUGGACUUUCUAGCAGUGCUCGUUUUCUGUAUGAUGGAGAAAGAAUUGGCGAAAACGACACAGCUAUUAGUUUGAAUAUUCAAAAUAAUGAUAUGAUUAAUGUCACAGUCGAACAAACUGGAGGUUAUCUUGAUUUUAUGGACAUUGACAUGAACUAA
Molecule: messenger RNA, 420 nt
Organism: Naegleria lovaniensis
Lineage: Eukaryota; Heterolobosea; Eutetramitea; Acrasida; Naegleriidae
Exons: 2
Coding region: 1-420 (139 amino acids)
Biological process (GO): protein sumoylation
Cellular component (GO): nucleus
Molecular function (GO): protein tag activity; ubiquitin-like protein ligase binding
Source: RefSeq, a predicted model, not a curated record